AUGUUCAUCGUUUACAAACUUCCAUGCAGUUGGAACUGCAAGUCCCACGUGGGCAGCUCCCUUUUUGGCGACGCGCCCCAUAAGCUGGUACAAGGCACCCCUGCUCCGGAUGUUACUCUGCUAGUGGACACAACUUGGACCUAUGAGAUGGCUCUCCAGGGCAUCAAGACGGGAUUCGGCGACUCUAGAAUCGGAAGCGGGGAGGUGUGUGGUGGCCGCGACCUGGCAGCCUUCGUCCUCAUCAUGCUCACCGGUGACUUACUUCGCCUCGUAUUUCCCGUUUACCCUAUUCCGUUUGGAAAGGACAAGGGCUGGGACAAGGUGCUGGGCGGAGCUUUGGCCUUCCGUUCAUGA
Molecule: messenger RNA, 354 nt
Organism: Trichoderma breve
Lineage: Eukaryota; Fungi; Ascomycota; Sordariomycetes; Hypocreales; Hypocreaceae
Exons: 1
Coding region: 1-354 (117 amino acids)
Source: RefSeq, a predicted model, not a curated record